CUUCGGGCAUCGGUAUGGGCGGUCGAUUUGCGUGAAAUGUCUGGGGGCUCGGGCAUUGCUGGUCUGCUGCUACCAGCUUUGAUAUUUGGCCUGCUGGGCCCAAAACUGGCAGAAACGGAGAACAUUUUGGCCAUCUUUUCGUACACCUUUGGCUCAUCCUAUCUGUUGAUCACUCCGUAUUUGAAGAGCCUAGCCCAGAGGGGUCACCAAUUGACUGUGAUAUCGUCCGUCUCAGAAAUGCCCCACAUAGAAGGUGUUCAUCACAUACGCGUGCCUAAAUUGGAUAUGCUAAUGGAAGAGCUUCUAGAUUAUGACUUCGACUUAAAACUAAGCAAAUGGAUGGAGGCUCAGUUUGUGUCCGAAUACUUUUACAACUGUUCGCGAUACGUAUUGGGAGAUCCUGGGGUGCAGGAGUUGCUCCACAACUCAAGUGCCCAGUAUUCGAUGGUAAUUCUGGAGGCUUCACACACCGAUGCCCUAUACGGAUUUUCGCAGCACUUUAAUGCACCGCUGGUGGGGAUUGCCGCCUACGGAUCGGCGUGGAACAUUGACUUCCUGGUGGGGAACUCAGCACCGAGUGUCUACGAGCCGAUGUCCGCCUUGGGCUAUUCACCCGGACACAGUCUGAUGGAGAAGUGGCACAACCUGAUCUUCAUCACCGAGGAGCGUCUGGUGGAGCGGUUUAUCUACCUGCCCGACCAAAUCGAUCUCUACAAGCAGUACUUUCCCGAAGCGUCAGCCAGUAUUCAUGAUCUCCGCCGGAGAUUCUCGCUUAUCCUGAUUAAUCAGCAUUUUAGCAUGGGUCGAGUACGCAGUAAUGUUCCCAAUAUUGUUGAAGUGGCCGGCAUGCACUUGGCUGAGCCUACAAAACCCUUGGAUCUGGAGCUUAAACUUCUAUUGGAUGAGGCCGAACAUGGAGUCAUAUAUUUUUCAAUGGGUCUGCAAGUCCUGGAUAAGUGGCUGCCCCCGGGAAUGCAGGAUACAUUGUUGGCCGCCUUUGCACAAUUAAAGCAGCAAGUGAUUUGGAAAAGCAAUAAUCCAGCUUUGUUUAAUAAUUCAAAGAAUGUGUAUGCGAGAUCAUAUUUUCCCCAGCGGGAAAUCCUUAAUCAUCCCAAUGUGAAGCUGUUUAUCAAUCAUGCAGGCGUCUUGAGCACGAUCGAAGCUGUUCACUAUGCGGUUCCCCAGCUCUGUAUUCCUUUAUACUACGAUCAGUUUCAGAACACCAAACGCAUGGAGCAGUUGGGCGUGGCCCGAAGUCUGGAUUACACAGAUCUCACCAGCGAUGGCAUUGUUAUGGUCAUUGAGAAUAUGUUGCUAAAUGCUAGCUAUAAACAAAAUGCCCGGGAUUUGUCUAACCGAUUUCAUGACCAACCAAUGUCGGCUAUGGAGACUGCAAUUUGGUGGACAGAAUAUAUCCUGCGUCACAAGGGAGCCGAUCAUAUGCGAAUCGCCGAGCAGGAAAUGUCCCUGAUGCAAUACUAUAAUGUGGAUGUUGUUUCGGUGCUUUUUGGACGAAUCGGACUAAGUGCUAUGAUUGUAAUCUUCCUCGGUUGGAAACUGGUCGCAUUGGCCACAAGAAACCUUGAAUACAGAUUUAAUGUGCCCAUGAUAAGGUAAACUUGAGAAUAGAAAACAAAUUAAUACAUGGCCAACAUUUGGAUCUUAAAUAUAUAUCCCGAGGGAAGAAGGGUUAAAUUUAACUAUUUUAGGACAGUGUU
Drosophila rhopaloa is the source of this 1718-nucleotide messenger RNA. RefSeq names its product UDP-glycosyltransferase UGT4 (gene Ugt303A1). The coding region runs from base 37 to 1617 and encodes 526 amino acids. NCBI's taxonomy places the organism in Eukaryota, Metazoa, Arthropoda, Insecta, Diptera, Drosophilidae. Gene Ontology annotation, molecular function: UDP-glycosyltransferase activity. The transcript is spliced from 2 exons. The record is from RefSeq and is a predicted model, not a curated record.